AGGCCAAGACCACCGGAAGCGGUCGAAGGUGAGGGGUCGUGAGGGGCCUUCCAGCCGCCGCUUAGAACAGUGCUUGGCACAGGCCAUGCCGUUCUUCGACGUUCAGGCCCGACUGGGCAUUAACGUUGACAAAUGGAUGACCAUCCAAAGUGCGGCCCAGCCCUAUAAGAUAGCCGCCAAGUGUCACGCGUUUGAGAAGGAAUGGAUUGAGUGUUCCUACGGAAUAGGGGUCACCCGAGCCAGGAAUGAGUGUAAGCUUGAGUAUGACGAUUUCAUGGAGUGUUGGCAUCGGACGAAAACGUUGAAACGGCUGCAGGCCAUCGUCAAUCAGAAGACCAAGAUGAUGAAGGAAGGGACGUACACGCCGCCCGACCACCAGUCGGGCAAAGAUGCUCCCCGGCCCUGAACAGCAGCGGGUGCUACCGGGCACCACCUCCGGCCAGCUGGGGGGGAAAACAAGCCACCCCCUUCCCCCUAUCCCUCCGCUCGCCCCUUAACGUGUCUCUUGGGAAAAAGAAUCUUCCCUCGGAAAGGUUCAGAAAUAAAGCGAAUCCCUUGCUUGUGCCC
This is a messenger RNA of Tachyglossus aculeatus (Australian echidna), 567 nucleotides long. It is a transcript of the gene NDUFS5, whose product is annotated as NADH:ubiquinone oxidoreductase subunit S5. Bases 86 to 406 code for a protein of 106 amino acids. The record is from RefSeq and is a predicted model, not a curated record. The transcript has 3 exons. Gene Ontology annotation, biological process: mitochondrial respiratory chain complex I assembly. NCBI's taxonomy places the organism in Eukaryota, Metazoa, Chordata, Mammalia, Monotremata, Tachyglossidae.